Molecule: messenger RNA, 687 nt
Organism: Fusarium redolens
Lineage: Eukaryota; Fungi; Ascomycota; Sordariomycetes; Hypocreales; Nectriaceae
Product: protein-tyrosine phosphatase-like protein
Exons: 1
Coding region: 1-687 (228 amino acids)
Biological process (GO): protein dephosphorylation
Molecular function (GO): protein tyrosine/serine/threonine phosphatase activity
Source: RefSeq, a predicted model, not a curated record
AUGGACUCCCCAUCGAUAUCUCAGGUUGCCCCUAAUCUGUUUGUGGGCAAUGUUGCAUGUUCCAUGAACCGCAAUGUUCUUCGCCAUCACAACAUCACAGCAAUAGUCUCCCUCUUGGACGGCCCAUAUUCGAAAUGGGAUAGUCCCAAAAACAGGCAAAUUAUCCCCCAAGAGUGCCAUCUAUUUGUGCCUUGCCUUGACAAUUCAACGAUGGACAUCCUCUGCUUAUUAGACGACAUCUGCGACUUCAUCGACCUACAACUGGAUCGUCACGGUUCACUGCGGUCGCCAUCUUCUGUUAUUUCAGAAGAAUUCGACUUUGACACUACUUCAACGAUCGAUAGCGAAGACUCAGCGCGAGAGUCGAAUGUAUUGAUCCACUGUCGUCUUGGAAUGUCCCGAUCCGCUUCCGUUGCAAUAGCAUAUCUCAUGCGUCAACGGCAACUGAGUUUGGACGUCAUUCUCGCCGAAGUCAGGACAAGGCGAAAGGUGAAGCCACGAGAGAACUUCAUGGACCAACUUCAAGUUUGGCAAGCUGUCAAAUACCAACUAUGGGAGGACAGCCAGAAACGAAUCCCCAAGGCACCUUACCAGAGUUACCUUGAUAGACGAGCUGUGAGACUGGAGGCAAAGGGAAUGACGGGUAACGAGCCCAUAGUCCCGCUCUGUGACUGGGACGAAUAUUGA